This is a messenger RNA of Aphanomyces astaci, 1394 nucleotides long. RefSeq lists its product as hypothetical. The record is from RefSeq and is a predicted model, not a curated record. Gene Ontology annotation, molecular function: acyltransferase activity, transferring groups other than amino-acyl groups. The transcript has a single exon. Lineage: Eukaryota; Oomycota; Saprolegniomycetes; Saprolegniales; Verrucalvaceae. The coding region runs from base 98 to 577 and encodes 159 amino acids.
CGCAAAUUGAUUUGGCCAAUCCAAAUCCUCCGUCAAAUCACAAGCCAAUCAAAUCGCAAGCAUUUCUCGAUUAGCGCCAAAAUCGUUUGAUAUCAACAUGGAGAUUGUGGAGCUAGAUGCAACAUCCAUCGCAAGUGUGCGGCUGCUGAACCUGGCGGCGCUGCCAAUUCCAGUGCAAGAACAUAUCUACCGAGAGGCUCUGACGCCACCGAUCCUCAGCUGGGUCGCCCUAAGAGACGGCAAAGUCCUUGGCGCUGCCUUGGUGCACGACGACGGCGGCCAAGCAGGUGGUCUGUGCUUGCGGACGAUCGCUGUGGAUAUUCGUGCGCGGGGACAAGGCAUCGGUCGUUUGCUCCUCGAAAAGGUCGUGGAACAUGCCUCGUCCAUGAUGCCCAAGAAGAAGCUGUACCUGCAUGUCCAGGUUGACAAUGACGAUGCGAUCCGUCUAUACCAGAGGCUCGGGUUCUCCGUCGAACAGCGCGUGGCCAACUACUACCGCCGCGUUGCUUGUGUCGACUGCUUCGUCAUGGCCCUCGUCUUCCCAGUUCUUCGUACCCCCACCACACCACCAUCUUGAAAGACUACUAGGAUCACUAUUACGAUACAGUAUUACACGACUGAACUUAAAAACGGCGUUGGACGUGGCUCAUAAAUUCGGAUCGGGUGCGCGGGUCCGACUGGAAGUUGCCCAGCACGCAGCUGGUCACAGUCGACGCGCCACUCUUUUCGACACCACGCAUGCACAUGCACAUGUGGGAGGCUUCGAUCACGACCCCCACGCCCAAUGCGCCCACCGCUUCCAUCAGGCCUCGCGCGAUCUCGUUGGUCAGGCGCUCCUGGACUUGCAAGCGGCGCGCAAACACAUCCGAAAUGCGCGCGAGUUUACUCAAGCCGAGCACUUUGCCGUUGGGGAUGUACCCGAUGUGCACUUUGCCCACGAAUGGCACAAUGUGGUGUUCGCACAGCGAGUACAGCUCGAUGUCGCGCACAAUGACCAUUUCCGAGUAAUCUUCCGUAAACACCGCUUCGUUGAGGACGUCCGACAGUUGCUGGGAGUAGCCCUUCGUGCAAUACAUGAGAGCCUUGGCCAUGCGCAUGGGGGUCUUGAGGAGACCUUCGCGCGUGACGUCUUCGCCCAUGCACUCCAAGAGGACUUUGACGGCCGCCGCCAUCUUCUCGAGCUUCUCCGUGUCAUUCGUAAAGUCGUCUUUCACGCGGUUGUACUUGUUCUUGGACAGCGUGGUCGUCGCGUGGGUGGUGGCGGGGUCGUCUUGAGGGGCCAUGGUAGUCUUUGCUUGUGGAGGUGGCGGCAACUUGGAAAGUGCGUCGACGGGCGGGGUAAAGGAGUCGAACGUCGGCAGUUUUCGAUUGUCCAGGCAAGUCCUACCACGUCG